Messenger RNA from Solanum dulcamara, 689 nucleotides. RefSeq lists its product as uncharacterized. Bases 41 to 478 code for a protein of 145 amino acids. The transcript is spliced from 3 exons. The record is from RefSeq and is a predicted model, not a curated record. Lineage: Eukaryota; Viridiplantae; Streptophyta; Magnoliopsida; Solanales; Solanaceae.
AAAGAAGCGAGUACACUCUCAGUACAGCUCCAAGCUAUCAAUGGAGAAAAAUUCUUCAGUCGGUGCGAAGCCAUGGAGUCUUAGUCGUCGUCAUCAUCAUCAUCACCACUUUCAGAUAUUACAUAAUUGUCCAUUACACAGCUACAUGUUGAAGCGCAACAAACAUGUACCAACAUGCCCACUUUUCACUCCUUCUCCAUUGCCGCUAAACCCUGAACAAAUAACGCCGGAGGCUUUAUUGCCGGAAGAUUUAAAUGUGCAGAUUUCUGAGCCUAAUGUCAGUUUUACUGACUCAAGAAUGACGCAAAAUGAAGGUCAGGACUUUGAAGAUGAAGAGGAUGAACCUAUUUUUGUCCUUACAGAUGAAUGGAGAGAUUUCUUUGCCAAAUCUGAAGCUAAAAGGAGACAAGCAAAAAAACAUGCUAAGAAGAAAGGGAAGAGUAAGAUCACAGAUGGGAACAUGCCAGCAUUGGACUGAUUGCGACGUGGAGAAUGUAUCUGCUAUAUGUCCAGAGAACAGGAUCAGGAUAAACCCCUUAUUCUGUCAAAACUCUUGAUUAAGAUGUUUAACUAUGACUAUCACCUGGAGAGGGAGCCUAAAGCUGAUGUAAUAUGCAUUUUUCAAUUGUUAUCAUCCUUGUAACCAUUUACGCCUUUUAAUGAAUAUUUUUGUGACAUCCUUGGUAGAA